Molecule: messenger RNA, 157 nt
Organism: Dovyalis caffra
Lineage: Eukaryota; Viridiplantae; Streptophyta; Magnoliopsida; Malpighiales; Salicaceae
Source: the annotation of a GenBank genome assembly
AUGAUCACGGCUUCAAAGUUGGGCUUUAUUAACGAGUCCUUGGCCCGACCCGGGGUCAAUAUAGCGAUCGAUAUUGACGAGGCCCUUUAUGGGAUUUUUCGCCUCGGGGUUGCUAAAUCAACUCAUAAACCGAGAAAUCAGUUUGAAAUCAUUUACG